Messenger RNA from Carya illinoinensis, 1714 nucleotides. RefSeq lists its product as uncharacterized. NCBI's taxonomy places the organism in Eukaryota, Viridiplantae, Streptophyta, Magnoliopsida, Fagales, Juglandaceae. Bases 160 to 1380 code for a protein of 406 amino acids. The transcript is spliced from 7 exons. The record is from RefSeq and is a predicted model, not a curated record.
GGAAUUACUUAAAUAAUCUAGCUAGCUCCUCGAUCGGCCAGACCAAGUACUGAUCAUCUCCGAACUCUUGAUCAAAGUAUGCUUCUCAUGUACAUGAUUAAUGGCUACGAUCCAUCCUCAUAGACCUCGAGUACUGCUGUUUCUUCGUUCCCUACGUACAUGACUUCAAAAUUAGGUCAUGAAACAUUCACUAUAUGGAUGAAAUCGCUUCUAUUCCAUACAUAUGGUUGCACUGUUUUCAAUUCCAAGGGGGAGAUCGUUUAUCGGGUAGAUAAUUAUGGCACCAAGUGUAGCCGUGAAGUUCAUCUCAUGGAUCUUCGUGGAAGGGUUCUCUUCACUAUUUGUCGGAAGAAAUUACAAGUUUUUGGUGGUUGGAAUGGUUAUAGAUGGAGCAGCAGUUCUGCCAUAAACAAGGAGCAGAAGCCAUGGUUUCAAGUCAAAAAGUAUUGCAGAUUAAUGCAGCUUAUGGCCGGAGAUGUUGCUUGUCGAAUUACUGCGGGAUAUGACAAGUAUAUGAUAGUUAGAUUGGCCGCCGGAAAAUCAGCAUUUAGGAUUGUAGGAGUUGAUGGGGAGGUUGUCGCCGAGGCAAAGCCGAAGCAUUCAUGUUGUGGAGUAGAGCUGGGAGAAGAUGUAUUAACUUUGGAGGUGAUGUCUCCUCGUCUUGAUCAUUCCCUAAUCAUGGCUCUUGUGAUAGUGUACGGAAUAAUUCAACGUAGAUUGUACGUGGUUGCAUUUGCAAACCUCUUAAAUGCAAUGAGAACCACUUUAAAUGUCUUAAUGGCUAAAGUGUAUCCUCAAGAACAGCCCAGCAGCUCUUCUGAUCCGGCCUACAUGACCUCAAAGAGAGAAACAUUUACUCUAUGGAUGAAAUCUCUGGUGUAUCAGACAAAUGGUUGCACUGUUUACAACACAACUGGUGAUAUUGUUUAUCGUGUUGACAACUACGAAAAGAAAGGUAGCAGUGAAGUUCAUCUCAUGGAUCUCCGAGGCAAAGUUCUUUUUACCAUAAGAAGAAAGAAAUUAUUAGCUUUUGGUGGUUGGGAGGGCUAUAGAUGCAGAAUUCAUGGUUCUUGUGUAAACGAAGAGAAGCCAUGGUUUCGAGUUAAAAAAUGCUACAAAUCAGUUUUGUUUAUGGGAGAUUUAGCUUGUCAGGUUACCGUGGGAUAUGAUAAAUACUGGAUUGUUAAAUUGGCAGGCAAAGCAGCUUUCAGAAUUGUAAAUACUGAUGGAGAUAUUGUUGCAGAGGCAAAACCAAAGCGGUCAUCUUCUGGAUUAUUGUUGGGAGAUGAUGUCUUAACUUUGGUGGUGGCGCCUCAAAUGGAUCAUUCCCUCAUCAUGGCUCUAGUGAUUGUGUAUGGACUCAUUCGACGUAGAGUAUAAAUUAACAAGACGUACAAAUCUUCUUUAACCACAAAAUGCAGAGGCAUUAAUCUCUUUUUGGGGCUUCUGAUUCUGUUAUUUUCUCUCCUUUUUUGCUGUGUUUUUGUGAAUGAAGUUCUGUAGAUCAAUUUUAUUUGUAGAUGAAAAAAGAGGGAUCGGAGUAGAAAUUAGAAGAGGAGAUCAGAAACAGUACCAUGAUGAUCAUGUAAUAAUUCAUUCCAUGUACUGUUAAUUAUUAUUUGAUUUGCAAAGACUCAUGAGUCAUGUCCACCGAAGUACUGGUUGUGAACUGAUACUAAAGAAAUAUAAAGUAUUGAUCUCGAAGUAGCUCGAA